Messenger RNA from Pygocentrus nattereri (red-bellied piranha), 1212 nucleotides. RefSeq names its product meiotic recombination protein REC8 homolog. Gene Ontology annotation, cellular component: cohesin complex; synaptonemal complex. The record is from RefSeq and is a predicted model, not a curated record. Lineage: Eukaryota; Metazoa; Chordata; Actinopteri; Characiformes; Serrasalmidae. Gene Ontology annotation, molecular function: chromatin binding; protein binding. The transcript is spliced from 9 exons. Gene Ontology annotation, biological process: synaptonemal complex assembly; mitotic sister chromatid cohesion; replication-born double-strand break repair via sister chromatid exchange. The coding region runs from base 409 to 1089 and encodes 226 amino acids.
UAUUAAUCAGAUUAAUAACCACAAACCUGAAGUUAAUAACUGUAUCAUCUUCAAUGAUAUUGGAAAAUGCAGUUAAGCCACGCCUACAAACCCUGGCAGUGUCACUAUUGGCCCAUUCAGUCUCUAUAGGCCUGGGUCUUGCUAUGGUAACCCCGCUGUCCAAUGAGAGCCCGUCCUGCUUCAGACAGCUGUGAGCGGAUUGGCUGAAACAUCUCAGGCGUCAUCGAUUGGUGAACUUCUCCAAAACACCUUCUCUGAACAGCGCCGGCUCUGGGUAAACAACGAUGCUCUUCAGCUGCACCCGCUCCACUCUGAGAGCAGAUCCGCUCUUUAGGUGGAUGGUUCUCCUGGUUAUUCUAGCUCAUAAAGGAGGUUCUGCUCACAGACAGUUCAGAGAACUGACCUAAAAUGUUCUACUACCCCAACGUGCUCAAUUACAGAACUGGCUGCUUCGCCACCAUCUGGUUGGCGGCUACCAAAGCGAGGAAGAUCAACCGGAGGGAUCUCCUGACGGUCAACGUCCAGCGCACCUGCAACGACAUCAUGGACUACGUUCUGGUGCGGGUUCCUCCUCUCUCUGUGGGUCUCCCACGUCCUCGAUUCUCCCUCUAUCUCUCCUCCCAGCUGCAGUACGGAGUCGUCCUCAUCUUCCACCGGCAGUGCCAGCUUCUCUUAGAGGAGAUCCAGGAGGCCAUAGACAGACUGCUUCGCUACCGCAGACCGGUCGAGAUCGACAUGCUGUCCGAGGAACUCAGGCAACAUCACACCCUUCCUGACGCUCUGUCUCUUCUGAAUGAGACGGAGGGAGCGAGAGAUCCCUUCUUUGGGUUGAUGGAGUCCGAGCUGCCCAGUCCAAGCAGCUUAAUUCGACUGGCUCAAAAAAUGGAAAUUUCGCCUGAGCGUCUGCUGCCGGAACGAGGAGUGACUCCGCCUCCAGAUGGUAUCACAGCCAGUCAGGAGUCCAUCACUCUGAUGGAGGCAGAACCCGUCGCUAUGCCUGAGCCUGAGUUUGUGGGGGCGGAGCUACAGGAGUUUGAUAUGAUUGACAUGCUGCUGGAGCAACCGGAUCAUUUCCCAGAGGGGUUCUGACCACUGAGCUGUCCAGCAGAGAUGUGGCGUUUGAGCCUGAGGAAGUGCUGGGUCUGCCCAUGGAGAUGCCUGAACUGGCUGAGAGAGAAAUCACUGUGAUCCCUGAGCUCAUACCAAUCCCAC